Messenger RNA from Soboliphyme baturini, 1381 nucleotides. The record is from the annotation of a GenBank genome assembly. NCBI's taxonomy places the organism in Eukaryota, Metazoa, Nematoda, Enoplea, Dioctophymatida, Soboliphymatidae.
CGUCUUAUCCUGAUCAUCAGAAACUGAAGCCAGCAGCAAAAACGAUUUUAAAAAUGGAACGUUUAAUAUAACCCUUAAUAAACCUUUUCUCAUCACGGGACUGAAAAUCUUGACAGUUUUUAAUUCGAAUGUGACUUCAUUAAACAAAGAAGACUGUCUAGACAAUGAUUACUGUCGCAUGUCACGGCGCAACGAGUUGGGGAUAGCAGUGUGCUGCCAAUUGAAGGUGCCUCGUCGUCAAAAGGCAUCUCUUGAAUUCUCGCUUUCUUGGGACAUGCCAUGCGUCAACUUCGGUGGCCGGAAAAGAGUCUUCUAUCGGCGAUAUACAAAAUGGUUUGGUAUCGAGGGCGACGCUGCUCCUCAGAUAUGUGUGUCCGGAUUGAAAAAUUUGCGGGAAUGGGAAAGGCAAAUUGAAGCAUGGCAAAAUCCGGUACUCUCCGAUGUACGCUUGCCAGAUUGGUACAAAUCAGCGCUGUUCAACGAACUGUACUUUUUGACUGACGGUGGAUCGGUGUGGUUUGAAUUUGAUGAGCGGUGGCUUUUGAAUGAAACGUUAAUUAGCAAAUACACCGCUGACGUGUGGCGCAACAUCGGAAGAUUUGGUUACCUUGAAUCCUGGGAAUACUUGAUGAUCAACACGUAUGAUGUGCAUUUUUAUGCUUCGGUUUCACUUGCACGCUUGUGGCCUGAGUUGGAACAUGCAAUUCAAGCCGAAUUCUGUGACCAGUUCUUCAAUGAAGAUCACAGUAGAGUUCGUUUUAUGUACGAUGGAAGCGUGAACGUCCGUAAGCAGAAGUAUGCGAUUCCGCACGACUUGGGCAAUCCAGGUACUGUGUCGGACGAGCCGUGGUUGCAGACAAACGCAUACGUGAUGCACAACACCGCCCAUUGGAAAGACCUGAACACGAAAUUCAUCUUAACCUGUUAUAGGGACUACUUACUGCUGCACCUGGACAAAAGCGAGACAUUUCCUUUUGACCAAAUAAUUGAAACUGGCCUUGAGCAGUGGGACGUCGAUGGAGAUGGCAUGAUCGAACAAGAUGGAAAAUGCGAUCAAACUUACGACAUAUGGUGCAUGAAUGGAACUAGGUAUUUCUAUUUCGUCCUUCUACUUUUCGUUUUGAAAUACGUUGCAUCGCUAUUACGCCUUAUACAUGUAUUUCUACUUUUGCCCUCUCGUAUCGUAACACCAUCUGAGUCUUGCGGAAAGUUAUGUUGCUCUGAAACGGUCGGCCAAGGAGGCUCUAGGGGAUUAUUAAAACAAUUUCUGACUGAUAUUCAAAACUAUCCAGUAGUCAUUGAACUGGUUGGAAAAUGUUCUCUCUUACGUGGAAGCCAAUGGUUGCCUCCGAUUCACGAACAUAUGGCUGCUUACAUUUAA